AUGAUGCUCCCUGAAGCUAGGAGGGUAGUUAAGAGGUCUGGCUGGGGGUAAGGGAUGGAGCAGGACAACACCAAGGCGCCUCGCUCACAGCUGGACCUGCUCAUGAAAAAGGAUUUUUGGCGAGGAAGGUGAAACUCAAAGAGAAGAGGUCCCUGGAGCUACCCCAGCAGGCCAGACCUGCGGUAGCGGCAACAGUUGGGCUCUGGCACCAAGACUGGCGCUUCCUAUGGCUUAACAACCUCUGCCUGCAUUGCCCGCCGAGUCCCACCCGACCAUCUUCAACCCAGUUCUUGAAUGAGUCCUCUCCCACCUGCCCUGAGCAGGCCCACCCUUAGGGUUUGAUGGAAAGGCCUCUGGAGGAUGGGGAUGAGUCCCCAGACUCCCAGGGCCAUGCCACCGACUGGAGGUUUGCUGUGUGCAGUUUCAGGGAUGCCUGGGAAGAGGAGGAACCUGCUCCCCAGAUGCAGGUUAAGGACCUCACUCCUCCAAGACCACCAGUCGGGUCUGCCCAGGGCGAAGGGCUACAGGGCAGCCCCUUGUCCCAGGAGCUUCAGUCACCCCCAGAACAGAUGGCUGCAGAUGGGUCAGGGGAUGCCCAGAGGGUCACAUUAGGAGACUCCUCAGUCCUGUUAGAAGAGCCAACUUCCUCUGGAGUGGAGAGCCUCCUAUGCCCCAUGUCCUCCCACCUCAGUCUGGCUCAGGGUGAGAGUGACAGCCCAGGGGUAGGCUUGGUAGGGCAUCCUGGUCCAGGCAGGGUGAUACCAGGUGACUUGGGCUCUGGAGGGUUGGACACCGACCCUAUGAACCUUGGAGACCCUUUAUCAGAGACCUCUUCAAGGCUGCUGGAGGCAGACCCCACAGGAUCCAGUCUCCCUAAGUCGGCUGAUUGCCUUCAGGCCCAAGACCUCUCCUGGGAGCUGCUGGCCAGUGGCAUGGCUGCCUUGCCAGGGACUCGGGAUAUAGAAGGCCGGGCAGUGCUGCUGCUGUGUGCCCACAACCCAGCCUGGCUUCACCCCAAGUGCAGCAGCCAUGAACUCAUCCGCCUCUUGCUCUACCUGCGAAGCAUCCCCAGGCCCGAAGUACAGGCCAUGGGACUGACAGUGCUAGUUGAUGCCCGAAUUUGUUCCCCAAGCCCUUCCCUCUUCUCAGGGCUCAGCCAACUACAAGAGGCAGUCCCAGGGUCGGUGUACAAGGUGCUGCUAGUGGGAAAGAUGCCAGAGGAGAUUCCUUCCAGGCUGCAGCUGGAGCAGCUGCCCUCUCAUCAAAGCCUGCUGACCCACAUUCCCAUGGCAGUGUUGCCCACUUCACUAGGAGGAUGCCUGCCUUAUUGCCACCAGGCCUGGCUGGAUUUCCGGAUGCGUGUAGAAACCCUGCUGCAGAGCUGCCAGGUGGUUUGUGCACUGCUUCAGAGGGCCAUCGAGGGUAUGAAGACUGUGCCCUCACCCAUGGAGUCUGGGGAAGUCAGUGGGCUGCUACAGCAGGCACGAGUCUUGAUGCAGCAGGUGUUAGACUCACCACGGCUGGUAUGGCUACAAUGCCAAGGGGGCUUAGAGCUGGCAUGGCUGAAGCACGAGGUCCCAGAUGUGACCCUGAGCCCAGAUUACAGGCCUGCGGUGGACAGGGCUGAUGAGCUAUAUGGCUGUGUGGAUGGACUGCUGCACCAGCUGACUCUGCAGAGCAACCAACGAGUACAGACUCUAGAGUUGGUCCAAACGCUGGAGGCCCAGGAAGACAGACUACAACAGAUUGAAGUGUGGCUACAGCAGGUGGGCUGGCCAGCACUGGAGGAGCCAGGGGAACCCUCACUGGACAUGCUGCUCCAGGCCCAAGGCCCUUUUCGGGAGCUGGAUCAGGUUGCCCAGGAACAGAUCAGGCAAGGGGAGAAGUUUCUGCAGCCACUCUCUGGCUGGGAAGCGGCUGAACUGGGUCCCUCUGGGACACGCUUUCUGACGCUGCGAGCCCAGCUGACUGAAUUCUCUAGAGCUUUGGCCCAGCGGCGCCAGCAGCUGGCAGAUGCUGAGAGGCUGUUUCAGUUGUUCAAGCAGGCCUCCAUGUGGGCUGAGGAGGGCCAGCAGCUGUUGACAGAGCUGGAGCAGGAGCGCCCAGGGGUUGUGCUGCAGCAGCUGCAGCUGCACUGGACCAGGCACCCUGACUUGCCUCCUGCCCACUUCCGAAAGAUGUGGGCUCUGGCCACGGGGUUGGGCUCAGAGAGCAUCCGCCAGGAGUGCCGCUGGGCCUGGACCCGGUGCCAGGACACCUGGCUGGCCCUGGAUCAGAAGCUAGAGGCUACACUGAAGCCAUCACUGGUGGACAGUACCUCUAGCCAGUGUGUCAGCCAGGUCCCCACUGCACCAGCUCCCCCUCCCCUGAGGAAAGCCUAUAGCUUUGAUCGGAAUCUGGGGCACGGUCUCAGUCAGUCUGCCCGCCACUGCCACCACACAGCCACUAUUGCUGCCUGCCACACACCAGAGGCUGGAGGAGGUGACCAGCCCAAGUCAUCCACUACCAUACCUUCACCAAGCAGCUCUGACCCAAGGAAUCCCAACAGGCUACAGCUGGUGUUGGCAGAGAUGGUAGCCACAGAGCGGGAGUAUGUUCGGGCCCUUGAAUACACCAUGGAGAACUACUUUCCCGAGCUGGAUCGCCCUGAUGUGCCCCAGGGCCUCCGCGGCCAGCGUGCCCACCUCUUUGGCAAUCUGGAGAAGCUUCGGGACUUCCACUGCCAUUUCUUCCUGCGUGAGCUGGAGGCUUGCACCCGACACCCACCCCGAGUGGCCUAUGCCUUCCUGCGCCAUAGGGUGCAGUUUGGGAUGUACGCACUCUACAGUAAGAAUAAACCUCGUUCCGAUGCCCUGAUGUCCAGCUAUGGCCAUGCCUUCUUCAAGGACAAACAGCAAGCACUGGGAGACCACCUAGACCUGGCCUCCUACCUGCUAAAGCCCAUCCAGCGCAUGGGCAAGUAUGCACUGCUGCUGCAGGAGCUAGCACGGGCCUGCGGGGGUCCUGUGCAGGAGCUCAGUGCACUGAGGGCAGCCCAGAGCCUCGUACGUUUUCAGCUACGACACGGUAACGACCUGCUAGCCAUGGAUGCCAUCCAGGGCUGUGAUGUUAAUCUCAAGGAACAGGGGCAGCUGGUGCGACAGGAUGAGUUCAUGGUGCGUGCUGGGCGGCACAAGUGUCUGCGUCGUGUUUUCCUUUUUGAUGAGCUGCUCCUCUUCAGCAAGCCUCGCCGUGGGCCCACAGGUGUCGACACAUUUGCCUACAAGCGCUCCUUCAAGAUGGCAGACCUUGGCCUCACUGAGUGCUGUGGGGACAGCAACCUGCGCUUUGAGAUCUGGUUCCGCCGUUGCAAGGCCAGGGACACCUUUGUGCUGCAGGCCUCCAGCUUGGCCACCAAGCAGGCCUGGACGGCCGACAUCUCCCGUCUGCUCUGGAGGCAGGCUGUCCACAAUAAGGAGGUGCGCAUGGCUGAGAUGGUAUCCAUGGGUGUGGGGAACAAGGCCUUCCGGGACAUUGCCCCCAGCGAAGAAGCUAUCAACGACCGCACCAUCAACUACAUCCUAAAGUGCCGAGAAGUUCGUUCUCGAGCCUCCAUUGCUGUGGCCCCAUUUGACUAUGAUAGCCCCUACCUGAAGGCCUCAACCUCCCUUCCUGGAGACCCUGCCUCUUGCUCUGUUCUGGGGUCCCUCAACCUGCACCUGUACAGAGACCCAGCUCUUCUGGAUUUCCGCUGGCCCCUGUAUCCCCCCAAUUUCCCAGAGGAAGCAUCGCUGGAGGCUGAGGCAGAGCUGGGCAGCCAGCCCUCUUUGACUCCUGAGGAUUCAGAGGUCUUGUCCCAGUGCCCAUCGGCCAGUGGCUCCAGUGGCUCCGACAGCAGCUGUGUGUCAGUGCAGGCCCUGGGUAGGGGCCCUGAGGACUUAUCCUAUGUCUGAGCCUAGGCUCGAAGGCAAGCAGUGGAUCUAGCAUCCUGAAGCUCCAAGGAACAUCACCUCUCUGGAUCUACUGUGUCUAGAGUGUGACUGGCACCUUGGCCACCUCUAGCCUACACACGCAGCCCUGUUGACUAUCCUUUCUGAUGUCUGUGACCAUUGGACAAAUUGGCACAAAUCCUCUCCAGGGAAGUCUGGCUGUAGAGACUGAGUAGGCAUCUUGUUCCCAGACUCUGGCCCCCAUGUCCCCUUCUGUCCCCGCUCCAGCUCCCACCUGAGUUAUGGGUUAAGAAUAGACUAGAGCAGAGGGUGGGUGUUUCCAUACUCUAGGCUGGCAGGACACCAUGUCGCUCUGGGAAGUGACUGGGUUGCUCCACCCUUCUGGGGGAACAUGGGUUUGCUCCCAGCAGCUGCUCCCCAGUCCCUGACCUUAAAGCCAGGCUCAGCAAACAGGCUGGUCUAUCCCUGCUGUGCCCUACCUUUGCCUGUUUUGGCCCCCCAGGUCCAACCCCUUCUCUCCCAGGAUACUUUGGUUAUUUUGACUUGAUGCCGUUUGACUAGCUUUCGAGAGUUGUCUAAAAUUAUCUCAUUGGUUGUUAGGCCUUUGGCGUCUCAGAGAAGGCGGCUACAUUUUUGACUCGUUACUUUUAUUUGUUUAUAAUAAAAAAAAAUAGACUGGUAUGUCGCCUUGAAUGGGUACAGGCA
This is a messenger RNA of Carlito syrichta (Philippine tarsier), 4634 nucleotides long. RefSeq names its product pleckstrin homology and RhoGEF domain containing G4 (gene PLEKHG4). The record is from RefSeq and is a predicted model, not a curated record. The transcript has 23 exons. Gene Ontology annotation, molecular function: guanyl-nucleotide exchange factor activity. The coding region runs from base 342 to 3932 and encodes 1196 amino acids. NCBI's taxonomy places the organism in Eukaryota, Metazoa, Chordata, Mammalia, Primates, Tarsiidae.